Osmerus eperlanus (European smelt) is the source of this 2865-nucleotide messenger RNA. RefSeq names its product TBC1 domain family member 2A-like. Lineage: Eukaryota; Metazoa; Chordata; Actinopteri; Osmeriformes; Osmeridae. The transcript is spliced from 13 exons. The record is from RefSeq and is a predicted model, not a curated record. Bases 147 to 2729 code for a protein of 860 amino acids.
UAGGGAAGAGUUUUUAAGACAUGGAGACAACUAAGACCUUUGAGAAGCCUGAAUGAAGCAAAACAAACUAUCAACUACCCAGGUUUACAUAACAAACUACUGAGUCCUCACUGGGCAAAACCACCAUCCUGGGAUAAUUGAACAGGAUGGCCUUACCCAAGAAAGACGGGGACACCUCGCAAAUGGACCCCAGCAAGCAGAGCUCAGAGCCACCCACUGCCACUCUAUGCGGCUACCUGCACAAACUAAGCGGCCCCCUCAAGGUGUGGCGAUCUCUGUGGUUCACGUACGAGGAGGAGCAAUGCAUUCUGGUCUACUACAGGACUGCCCAGGAUGCCAACCCUUUGGGCUGCAUCGACCUCUCCAACGCCAUCCUGGGCGACCUGCCACACGCUGAAGAUGGGACCUUCUUCAUCCAGACUCCUGAGCGUACCUUCACACUCAAGGCAGUGAAUAGUGAAGCUAUGAUAUACUGGCUGAAGCAGCUUCAGCUGAAGAGGUGGCACUUUGGGAAUACUGGGUCUGUCAAGCAGGGGACAGGAAAGACUAGCGGUCACCAUGCCUUGCGACGCUACGCCACUCUGAGUGACGUCCCUCUCAGACAUCCUCCCAUAGGGAGUCAUCAAGGGAACUUCCGUCGAAGCAGAUCCUCCCAGGAGCUCAGCCAGGUCCUCAACUGGGAAGAACUUUGUGACCCUGUUCUAUCACUCAAAGACCUCCAAGCUUCUCCACUUCACAAAUCCUUACCAAAAAUGUAUGGCAGCCCUUCUGAACCACUGCCUAUCCAAGCAGUCCACGCUGUGCAGGGAGUGGAGGUACCAACAACACAGUCAAGUUCUCCAAUCAACAAAGGCGCCACUCAGUCAGCUUUUGAAAAGACUACAAUACCCCAACAAGAAGUUGCUGCAGAUACUUCACGCCUCCAGCAGGAAGUGCUUAGUCUGGCAGGCGAGGUCAAAGCCCAGAAGGAACUAGUCACCCUUUUACAGAAGGCUUUAAAGGUGGCCAAACAUGAGAAACAGCUUGACACCACGGAGGCAGCAGGUGAUGCAGAGACAACACAGCAAUGGGCUCCAGACGAGUAUCACGCUGUUCAUCCCUACGACCGACAGGGUGUGCCAAUGCCUCACUACAGCGCAGAGACUCAGGAGCACCUGCGCUUGCUGGUGGAGAGGAACUGGGCUGAGAGAGAGACGGUUGUUCGUUUGUCCCAAGAGGUGGCGGCCUGUCUGGCUGACCCCAACGGAAGAGGCCCUCUCCACGGCUGGUCUGUCACUGAGACCAACGAGCAACUGAGACAGGAGAAUAGGAAACUGAAGGAUGACAUAGAGGCCUACAAGAUACAGAACACUUAUCUGAACUCAGAAGUCUACCAGCUUACCAAAGUAUGGAGGCAGAGUGCAGAACAGGAGAAAAGCCUGACGAUAAAGUGUGCUCAUCUAGAGACCAAGGUGUUCAGAAUGGAGAGCAGGUUCCUGGUGGUGCUCCUCAAGCUGCAGGAGGGCCGAAGUCUGGAGAGACAUCGCGAGGCUAUCACUACCCUGGUCACUGAUGCACUACGGGAAAACGGACGGGACGUUCUGGAACUAAGCCCGUCCAGAAUCACCCCUGAAAUCCAGGUGGAAGAUCUAAAGCUGCUGGCCAAGCUGCAGGCCCUGGGUGUCCGCACCCACAACUCCCCGUCACAACCCCAGCAAGCAGAGGAAGAGGAGGGGUGUGAAGAGCCUCUUAUGGGGCGCUGGGCUCAGCACUUUGACGGGCGUCGUUCCGGAGGCCUGGUUGCCUCUCCUAAAUUGAAGGGUUUGCUUCGGAAGGGCGUCCCUCGCGGAUACCGGCGCCGGGUUUGGCGGUGGGUGGUUUGGACUCGUACACGGUCCCUGAGGGAACGCCACCCACAACGCUAUCACCAGCUGUGUCUGAGGAGCCGGGCUGCCAUGCACCCAGCAUCACGUCAGAUCCGACUGGACCUUGAGGUCACUCUGAGGGGGAACCGCCACUUCUCGUCCCCUGCCAAGCCUGCCCUCCAGCAGCUCCACAGGAUCCUGAUGGCAUUUUCCUGGCACAACCCCACAGUUGGCUACUGCCAAGGCCUCAACAGACUGGCGGCAGUAGCCCUUCUAGUCCUGCAAAAUGAGGAGGAUGCUUUUUGGUGUCUGGUGGCCGUGGUCGAGACCAUCAUGCCUCAGGACUUCUACAGCAAGACCCAAACGGCAUGCCAGGUGGAUCUGCAUGUUCUGAAGGAUUUCUUAGCAGAGAAGAUGCCAAAACUGAUGGCCCAUUUCCAGGGUCAUGGAGUGGACAUCUCCUUGGUCACCUCAGACUGGUUCCUUGCUGCAUUUGUGGAAAGGCUAGCUGGGGACGUCCUGCUCAGAGUGUGGGACUCCUUCCUGUAUGAAGGCACCAAGGUAAUAUUUCGCUAUGCACUGGCUCUUUUCAAGUACAAAGAGGAUGAUAUUCUGAAAAUUUGUGACUGUGAUGACAUUUACCAGUACCUUCGCUUCUUCCCCAAGACCAUCAUAGAUGGCAGGAAGUUGAUGAUGAUUGCGUUCAGCGAUAUGAACCCAUUCCCCAUAAAAGUUCUGCGUCAGCGCCGGGCUCAACAUCUCCAGCGGGUGCAGACUGAGCUGAGUGAGCAAGACCGGAGCCAGAAGGAGCUGCAGACUGAGCGAGUGCAGUACAAAGACAAGGAACUGGGCCUGGUGGUCAGCGAGGAUGAGGGGGAUGCUUAAAAAAAAGUGAAUGGAGACGUAACAUCCAAAGAAUCUUAAUUAAAAUAUGUUAUGAGGAUAAUAUAUUAGAUAAGAAAUGCUACAUCCCAUGUACAUUUGAUGACAUUUUUUUGUUUGAAUAAAUUGAUUGAAAAGU